Molecule: messenger RNA, 201 nt
Organism: Sphenostylis stenocarpa
Lineage: Eukaryota; Viridiplantae; Streptophyta; Magnoliopsida; Fabales; Fabaceae
Source: the annotation of a GenBank genome assembly
AUGAAUCUGACGCCUGCAAACCUUUCCCUCCCCACUGAAACAUUCUUGAGAGCAGCAAUUCCCCUCAAGGAAAAGGUUGUAGAGGAAACUUGGAACCGGAGAGACCAGGUGGUUGAUCCCACGGUGUACGCCAGACUGUUAGGCACUGCCUUCACUUGUUUGCGGUCGUACCAGGUUACCGGUUGCCGGAACGACUUGUAG